AUUGGGGCGGAGUGUUGUCGGCGAGAAUACAACCAUUCCAGAAAUGGCCGAAUAGCCGGCAGGCACCAGAAAACCACAACUCGCGUCGAAUGAUGAGUUUUGCAGUCGGGCAGGGGUCUUUAUCAGAACGACGCUUACCUGACAAACUGCCAUUAAACGACUGGAAGAUUCCUGCUGGAUUGCAAAUCACGCUCUGGUAUGCAAGACUCAUAAUUCUGAAGGACUGGCUGGUUUUCACUUUUGCUCAACCGCAAACUCCGCAACUCCGGCACUCCGCGUGCACUUUGACUAGCCUGAGUUAGCGCCCAGACUCCGUCGACUCCGUCGACUCCAGCUCUGUUUGAUGGUUUCUCUCCGCAACUGCGGGCGGAAUCACGGAGAGCAAGAUGGUUCUCUACGUUUGCGCUCCCCCCGAGCUCAGUAUAAAUAGGAGGGCUUGGACCGAGUAUUCUCACCAUCAUCAACAACCCCAACAAUCACCUUCCCAAAGCAACAAUCACGCUUUCAAUCCUCUCUCGGAUCCAAUCCAAGUUUCAACAAACACACCAAACCAACCACCAAAAUGCCCGCCCGCAAAGCCCUAAUCGCCGUCACCUCGGCCAGCGCCCCGCUCUUCAACGGCGCCGAGACCACCGGCCUCUUCAUCAUCGAAGCCCUCCACCCCUACAAGGCCCUUGUCGCCGCCGGCUUCGAAGUCGACCUCGCCUCCGAGACGGGCAGCUACACGCCCGACUGGCUUUCGCAGCAGCCCGACUUCCUCAACGGCGAGGACCUCGAGAUCUGGAACGAUGUCAACAGCGAUUUCCGCAAGAAGCUCGACAGCAUGCCCAAGGCUUCGGAGCUACUCACUAAGAAGGGGGACGAGUAUGGGCUGUUCUUUGCUUCGGCCGGACACGCCUCUCUCAUUGAUUACCCGACUGCCAAGGGCUUGCAAGGCAUCGCCGAGAAAGUCUGGGCCAACGGUGGUGUGGUCGCGUCUGUCUGCCACGGGCCUGCCAUCUUUGCCGAUGUGAAGGUUCUCAAGACCGGCGAGCCGGUUAUCAAGGGGAAGAAGCUCACGGGAUUCACGACCGAGGCCGAGCACACCAUGGGGAUUAUGGACGAGCUGAGGGCGUUCCCUGCCGAGAUGGUUGAGGAGCUUGCGGAGCGGUUGGGUGCCAAGUACGAGCGAUCGGCUGGCAUCUGGGAUGACUUCCAUGUUGUUGACGGGCGCUUGGUUACGGGGCAGAACCCUGCUAGUUCUACCUCGACUGCCAAGGCGGCCAUUGAGGUUUUUGAGAAGCUGUAGAUGUGCGAGAACAGCGACGACCGAAUCAUGGAGUUCUAUUAUAGAUUGCAAUGAAUUAUUUGUUUUGUCUUGUCAGCUAUAUCUUGAAUACAGCCAGAAAAUAGUGGCAACCCACUUCUACU
Molecule: messenger RNA, 1410 nt
Organism: Aspergillus calidoustus
Lineage: Eukaryota; Fungi; Ascomycota; Eurotiomycetes; Eurotiales; Aspergillaceae
Source: the annotation of a GenBank genome assembly